Messenger RNA from Symbiodinium natans, 3903 nucleotides. The record is from the annotation of a GenBank genome assembly. Lineage: Eukaryota; Dinophyceae; Suessiales; Symbiodiniaceae.
AUGGAGACGGGUGACAAGCCCAAGAAGGCGCAUCGAAAGAGGGCGGCUGGAACCAAGGCGAAGAAGAAGAAGGACAAGAAACAAGACGGAAAGGCAGAAAAGCACAAUCCCAAGGCUCACACAUUUUCUGGCGGCACGCGAAGUGUACAAAAGCGUGUGCAGUACACCUUGGAGAGGCAGGCCAAGAAACAUAAAGUGCACAAAGUCGACAAGAAUCCGGAGGUGCCUCCGCCAUUCGUUGUUGUGGUGCAAGGCCCGCCAGGCGUUGGAAAGACGACGCUGGUGCAUUCGCUCGUGAAACACUACGCAAAGCAACGCCUGAUCCAAAUGCGCGGCCCUGUCACCCUGGUCAGCGGCAGACACCGCCGCUUGACCAUCAUCGAGUGUCCACAGGACAUGUCGGCGAUGCUGGAUCUGGCGAAGAUAGCCGAUCUGGUGCUGCUUUUGGUCGAUGCCUCCUAUGGCUUUGAGCUGGAAACCUUUGAGUUCAUCAACAUACUGCAAGUGCACGGCUUUCCCAGGGUCAUAGGUGUCUUGACCCACCUUGAUGCUUUUCGGGAAAACAAGCAGCUUCGCAAGGUGAAGAAAAGCAUGAAACACCGGUUCUGGACCGAGCUCUACGACGGUGCAAAGCUCUUCUACCUGAGCGGCCUCCAAUACGGGCGCUACCAUCGGGUUGAGAUUCAGAACCUGGCUCGUUUCAUCGCUGUGCAGAAGGUCCCGCUCUUGUCCUGGAGACAGAGCCACCCCUACAUCCCGGCACUCCGGUGGGAGGACAAGACAGACCCAACCAGCCCUGAAAGCGCCCCAAGGCGUCUCGACUUGUACGGCUACGUCUACGGUGGCCGUCUGCGAGAAGGCUUCGAGGUGCACCUUCCUGGCGUAGGUGAUUUCAACAUCACUUCUAUCAAGCGCCUCCCCGAUCCGUGUCCACCUCCCAUGGAGACGGAGGCCGAGCGGAGGCGAGCCGCCGGCAAAAAGCCCGGAGAGAAGAUGAAAAAGAAUGCCCUGCGCACGCUGGCGGAGCGCCAUCGCGUCAUCUACGCACCGGGCUCCGACAUUGGCAGCAUCACCGUGGACUCCGAGGCGAUGUACAUCUACGUGCCUGAUCAGCAGGCGGGUUUCACCCCUCGGGAGGCAGAGCCAGCGCAGAAUGACUCGCAGCUGCCGGAAGCCGUGCGGCUGGUCAGGGCUUUGCAAACCUCGGACGCAGCUUUGGACAAGGCUUCGGAAGGUCGAGGCAAGCUGCGCCUCAUUGGGCAGACCGCAGUACGCCUGGGCCAGACGGACGCCUCAGGGAAGCCUGAAGACCAGCACCAGAGGCGACCGGCCCCCGAGGGCGUACUCGAAGCCAAGGAGGGCGCGGAGGAUGCGGAGGGUGAAUCCGGCGAGGACGACGAAGAAGGCGAGGAGGAGAGCCCAGAAGCAGAUCCUCCUGAGCAGGAUGAGGAGAUGCGCGAGCGCGCGCAGCAGCGCUUCGCCCGAGGGCCGCGGCUGGAAGACCUGGUCUACGGCCGGGAUCCUGCGGCCGUAGAGGAGCAGUUUGGAGGGAGCGCUCCCUCUCGACCGGGAACACGCCCCACGGACCACGACACCGUGCCUCUGUUUGACGAGGAUGAGGACGAGGGCACGGAGGGCGGCCCUUCUUCGAGGCAGCCAGAGAGCACCAGGAGGUUGCUGGGCAAUGUCGGAGACAUGAACGCGCUGGACACGGUGCGCAUGCCGAUUCUGCCUGGGCAGGAGAGGCCCUGGAGCGAAGAGCGGCGCGAAAGUCUCAAGGCGCGGAAGUUCAUCACUGGCGGCUGGAGCUCCGCAGAGGAGGAGGAGGAUCCGGAGGCCGAGGAGGCAGGGGAGAAGGACAACGACAAGAAGGAGGGAGACCCAGAAGACGGAGAGAACCCGGUGGAGCCGAAGCAGGAGGAGGGCGACACUCCGGACCCGGGCCUUUUAGAGGGCUUCUCCGACAGCUUUCCCAUCGGCACCUUCGUGCGAGUGCGGCUGGAGGAUGUUCCUGCUGCCUGCGUUACGGCAAUGCGUGGGGAGAGGCCGCUGAUUCUCGGCGGUUUGUUGCCGGGUGAGUCGCGCAUGGGCCUGGUGCAGACCAGGGUCAAGAGGCAUCGAUGGCAUCCGAAGCUGCUGAAGAGCUCCGAUGCCCUGCUUCUGUCGGUCGGCUGGAGGCGCUUUCAGACCGUGCCCUGCUUCUCCUUGGAGGACCGGGGUGAGAAGCGCAUGCGCUACCUGAAGUACACUCUGGAGCAUGCCCACUGCACCAUGACCAGCUACGGACCUAUGGUUCCACCCAAUACGGGAAUCCUUGCGUUCAGGAGCUGGGAGAAGGUGGGCCAUUUUCGGGUGUGCGCCACCGGUGUCGUCAUGGAAGCCGCGCCCAACUUCGACGUGAAGAAGAAGCUGAAGCUCGUCGGAGAGCCGUAUAAGAUCUUCCGCAACACGGCCUUCGUGAAAAACAUGUUCAGCUCCGACCUCGAGGUGAACAAGUACAUGCACGCCAAGAUCCAGACGGUCAGUGGCAUCCGUGGCGAAGUCAAAAAGGCCGAGGGUGUCAAAGGCCACUUUCGGGCAUCCUUCGAGGACAGAAUACUGAUGUCUGACCUGGUUGUCUGCAAGUGUUGGAUCACAGUGCCGUUUAAGCAGUUCUACCAUCCCGUCAUUGAUGUGCCGAACUGGCGCCCGGCGCGGCUCAUCGGAGAGUUGCGGGCCGCACAAGGCAUCCCCGUUCCGGACAAUCAAGACAGCCAUUACGGGCGGCAGCUCGUCCGACCCGAGCGUCGAUUCAAUGCUGUUCAGGUGCCCCGGAGCCUCCAGGCGGCGCUGCCCUUCAAGGCCAAGACCCGGUACUCGCCAAAGAACCGCAAGACCGGCCUGGCCAAGAAGGCCGCCAUCGUGUCCAGUGAGCGAGAGAAGGCGGUGAAUGCCCUCCUGAACAGGUUGUACACCAUCCGGAAGGAGAAAGCUCGGGUGCGGCAAGAAGGUAGCACCCGUCGAAAGAAGGCAAAGGAAGCCAAGGACAAGUUCAUCCAGGACAAGCGCGACGCCCACCAAAGGGAGUCGCGAAAGCUUCGGUACAAGAAGGAAGGUUGCGCAGAAGCGAAAGGCCAUGAUGAUGGACUGAAGCUUCCUUUCAAGCCCCGGGGCCUGGGCAUCGCGAAGGAGCUCAGGAUCCUGGAGCUCAGGGUCCGGGCCAGCCUCGCAGCUGCGGUCCUCAAGGCGGCAGUCUGCGCCUCCAGCGCUUCGCAGCGGCGAGGUGUGCAGCAAGCAGCCUGGCAAAGGCGCGGCGGCGCCGGGAUACCCUUCUUCCAGCGCUCGCCAUCCGAGGCGCCCGCUCCGGAGCGCUCCGAGGAGGCGCAGUGGGAGUUGUCGGUCCGCCUGGAUGCGCUGAGACUGAUGCAGCAGAUGCACCUUCCGCCGCUGCCGCCAAGCCCCUUCUUGCAGGGGCUGACAGCGGCUGCUGCAAGCUGUGCUGAGUUUCAGACGGAGGACAUGGAGGGACACUGCGCCCCUGAGCAGCUGGAGUUCUUACGGGGCUUCGUGGCUCGUCGCUUCGGCGGCUCGCGUCAAGCCGUGGGCGGCCUCAAGAUUUGCCAGAUAGGGUUCAAUGCCGGGCACAGUGCCGUCGCGCUCCUGGACCAGGCACCCGAAGGCAGCGUGCUGCUGUCCCUGGACUUGUGCCGACAUGCGUACACGCGCCCGCUGGAGAAGUUCGUGGCAAAGACUGCGCAGGACCGCGGGCAGACGCACAUCCUUCUCGAGGGCGACUCGAAGGAGAUGCUGCCGCGGUUUCGCCACAUCGAGUUCGACUUGAUGUUCAUUGACGGCAACCAUGCAUACGAGGUCAGAGACUCAGGGGCCGCCGAGGCCUACCCUUGUCGACUAGUCAUGACGUAA